This is a messenger RNA of Anopheles maculipalpis, 531 nucleotides long. RefSeq lists its product as uncharacterized. Lineage: Eukaryota; Metazoa; Arthropoda; Insecta; Diptera; Culicidae. Bases 39 to 506 code for a protein of 155 amino acids. Gene Ontology annotation, biological process: regulation of cell cycle. The transcript has 2 exons. The record is from RefSeq and is a predicted model, not a curated record. Gene Ontology annotation, cellular component: nucleus; cytoplasm.
AACUGGCAUCCUCGUCCGGUAAUCGAUUGCAGCAUAACAUGGUUGUGAAGGCAUCCGACGACAUAAAGAUGGUGGAGGUAAACGGAUUCCACACUGUUGGGAUUGGCGCUAGUGCCCGAAAGGCUCUGCUAAGCGCUCUGGAGGAUAAGCGACUAGUUGUUGGAUUGGCCAGUGCAAUUCGAAGCUUGGCCGCUAAUCCGGAACAGUACAACUUUUGCUUUUUGGCUCCUAGCUCCGAGAGCGGCAGUCACAUGCAGGAGGUGCUAAUGGAAGCGUUUUGUUUUGAGCACGACAUAUACAUUAUUCGGGUUGACAGUGCGGACAAACUGAGUCGCCUGGUGCAAUCGCCGGUUAUCGCUUCGUGUGCAUUGGUACGCAAACUACCGGCAAAAAUGGCAAGACGAAUGAAUAACGCCUUCCGCCGUUCAGAAAGCAUCUUGAUCGAGCACUGCGAACUGUACUGGGAUGAGCCACACAAGCCGGUAAUCAAAUUGCCGGAAAAGUGAGCGAAUCACGCUCCGGGUUAACUAA